Drosophila guanche is the source of this 182-nucleotide messenger RNA. RefSeq lists its product as uncharacterized. Lineage: Eukaryota; Metazoa; Arthropoda; Insecta; Diptera; Drosophilidae. The transcript has a single exon. The record is from RefSeq and is a predicted model, not a curated record. Bases 13 to 144 code for a protein of 43 amino acids.
UGUGCUGCCAGCAUGAGAGGUAUAUUUCUGGCUGUGUUAUUGCUGCAAGUGCUGGUGGUAUGGGCCCUGAAUUGUCAGCCCUGUAAACUGCUGGAAGCUCGUAAGACCCAUGCAAAUGAAACACAGAAGCAACCAAGGGGCUAAGAAAUAGAAGAAUAUUUUUGUGUGUGCAAAAUAAUUGG